Messenger RNA from Coregonus sp. 'balchen', 5770 nucleotides. Lineage: Eukaryota; Metazoa; Chordata; Actinopteri; Salmoniformes; Salmonidae. The record is from the annotation of a GenBank genome assembly.
GGUCAUUGGGCUAAACAUUUUAUUUUGACCUGGCAACCCUGCUAUGGAACUACUUCCUCUCGGUCGCAACAUGCGCCAUUGAAAAUAAACGUAGCCGAAGUUUCAGGGCAUUCAUUGUUCAAGUCCUUAUUUCUGUAAUUUGUUGGUCAGAAAAUAACAAUGGAGACGAUUUUAGAACAACAACGUCGCUACCAUGAGGAGAAGGAAAGGCUGUUGGAUGCCAAAACAAAGGAAAUGAUGCAUAAGAAAACCACAGUAUGUGUUGCAUCAAUGCUAAUGCUGUUUAAUGCUAAUGAAGACGUUCAUUGAUUCAAAGCAUUAUAAACAAAUUCAGAUCAUCUAACGUUAUUGCUGGGAAUAGUAACUUAUGUGUUAUUAACCAGUUACAAUUUAUCUGGCAACUAUUGUAUUCAGUUAGCUGCAUUAGUUAUUUGGCUAGUUUGUUAGCUAACGUCAGCUAGCUAACUAGUAAAUAAAACCCAAUGGGAUGGUGUUUGGUCCAGUUUCUGGCUUUGCAUUCUAGUUAAUAUUUAUGGAUUUUUCUUCUCAAACAGUUACGCGAACAAAUAAACUCAGACCAUCGAACAAGAGCAAUGUUGGAUGUGAGUAUUCUAUGUGAUAUUGAAACAUCACAACACUAACAAGUUGGACCUGUAUUUUCAUAUUCACUUGUCUUGUGGCUAAUAGCCUACUUGUCUAGGACAUGCAUGAUGUGACAGUAUUUUUUGAUAACAAGCUUUGUCAUCCUUUCAGAGAUACAUGGACGUGAGCUCAACUGUCAGGGAAGCAUAUGAAGACAAAGAUGGGUAAGUUUGUGUGUAUGCAAACGUAUGUAAUGUGUUUGUUUCAAGUGCUCAUGCAUGAUCAGCCUUGUUAUGUGGAGUAAAUCAGUGGUGUAAUAUUGUUGCUUUCUCUUUCGACAGUAUGAGGAAGGAUGAACUGAACGCCAUCUCAGGACCAAAUGAGUUUGCAGAGUUCUACAACAGACUAAAACAGAUCAAGGAGUUCCACAGGAAGCAUCCUAAUGAGGUCAACUUUUUUAUCAGCUCCUUGCUGUCUGUCCUAGCUGUAAACUGAAGAUAUCAUGUCAGAAGUACACAGAGUAUACAAAACAUUAAGAACACCGGCUCAUGACAUACAUUGACCAGGUGUUUCCAUGACAUAGACUGACCAGGUGAAAGCUAUGAUCCCUUAUUGAUGUCAUUUUUUAAAUCCACUCCAGCCAAUGUAGAUAAAGGGGAGGAGACAGGUUAAAGAAGGAUUUUAAGCAUUGAGACAAUUGUGACAUGGAUUGUGUAUGUGUGCCACUCAGGGUGAAUGGGCAAGACAAAAUAUUUAAGUGCCUUUGAAUGGGGUAUGGUAGUAGUUGCAAUGCGCACUGGUUUGUGUCAAAACUGCAAUGCUGCUGGGUUUUUCAUGCUCAACAGUUUACCAUGUGUAUCAAGCAAGAAUGGUCCACCAGCCAACUUGACACAACUGUGGGAAGCAUUGGAGUCAUCAUGGGCCAGCAUCCCUGUGGAAUGCUUUUGACACCUUGUAGACUCCAUGCCCAGUUGAAUUGAGGUUGUUCUGAGGGCAAAAGGGAGGGGGGGAUGCAACUCAUUUUUAGGAAGGCGUUUUUAAUGUUUAAUACACUCAGUGUAUAUCGUCUCUAUUGAGAAGGUUCUCAAAAACCCUAAGUAGUUCCAGACACAGAGAUCCGUUUUAAAGGGGUAAUCUGCAUUUCAAACAAUGACACUUUUACAUUUACAUUUUAGUCAUUUAGCAGACGCUCUUAUCCAGAGCAACUUACAGUUAGUGAGUGCAUACAUUUUUUCAUACUGGUCCCCCGUGGGAAUCAAACCCACAACCCUGGCGUUGCAAGCGCCAUGCUCUACCAACUGAGCUACACAGGACUUUUGGUAAAAAGCUGAGGGAUGGGGCAUGAGAAAUGUAACCACUCAAAUUCAUAGACAGAGCUAGGACUGACCAUCCAUGAUAUCAAAAGUAUAGUUUGCGACUAUUUUUGAGGCUAUUCACUAGUUUGUUUACAAUUACGUUGUUUAUAAACAAUGGAGUAAAACAAGCUUAUAUGUUGGCUUCUGGUGGGGUAUGACAGUUGAACUAAGUGCAUGAGGCAUUUUUAAGUUAUUCUUCAAGAAUCAAUGGGUUUAUGUAAUUAAUUUAAUAGUCCAAAAAUAGAUACACCAAUCGCAGAUUGCCCCUUUAAAUAACUAUUAUAUAAUUCUAUAUGUCUAGGGAUUCUAUAUGUAAUUCUACAGUUCCAGAUGCAUGAAGGAAAAAAAAUUAUAAUUUGUGUUAUUGCAUGUUCCACAAUAAAUGUCUGAAACCAAAUCUUGAACCAAAGUUUAGGUCAACAAACCUUCAUCAGGGUUUAGCAUGUCUGCUGCUGUGGCUAAAUCUGUACGUUGUUGUUUCAGAUCUGUGUGCCCAUGUCUGUGGAGUUUGACGAGCUGGUCAAGGCUAGAGAGAACCCAACUGAAGAAACACAGAGUGAGCUUUCUACAGUAUGGUGGUGGAAUCAUUGUCAUAGUCAGUGUAGGUGUUAAUGUAAUGAUUUAUGUGAUCUUUCCCCAGACAUGGUGGAGUUCAGUGAUGAGGAGGCGUACGGACGCUACCUGGAUCUCCAUGACUGCUAUCGGAAGUUCAUCAACCUGAAAGGGGCAGAGGUAAGGUGUCCACUCUCCAUACUCUAAAUACUCUUCAUCCUAGUCUAAUGUAAAACUAUACUAAAGCCUAACUUUCUGCCCUCUCUGUUUCAGAAACUGGAGUACAUCAGCUACCUUUCCUCGUUUGACCAGCUGUUUGACGUCUCCAAGGAUAGAAAGAAUGCUGAAUACAAAAAGUAAGCAUAUUUAGAUCCCCUGUAGCUCAGUUGGUAGAGCAUGGCGCUUGCAACGCCAGGGUUGUGGAUUCAUUUCCCAUGGGGGGCCAGUAUGAAAAUGUAUGCACUCACUAACUGUAAGUUGCUCUGGAUAAGAGCGUCUGCUAAAUGACUAAAAUGUAAUGUAAAAAUUUAACAGACAAAAAAAAAUUGUACAGACAUUUUCUUUGUGAUUGUACUGUAAAUGCACUACAUGUAUUCCUAUAGGAUUCUAGUACCUUGUAUUAAUUUGGUUGGAGGUAGUUCUCCUCUGCAUGUUUUUCCAUCAGGUUGUGUGACACCUGUGUUCGGUGUUCUACAGGUACUUAGAGAUGCUCCUGGAGUACCUUCAGGACUACACAGAGAGAGUCAAACCUCUGCUGGACCAGAAUGAUCUCUACGGCAAGAUCCUGGGAGAGUUUGAGAAGAAGUGGGAGAUGGGGACCUUCCCUGGCUGGCCAGUGAGUGUCCAAGAUGGGGAAGAGGACUACUAUAGUGAUGGUCUAUAUGGGAGUUUAAAUGAUUUAAAUGUUUUAUUCUCUUCCACUGUUCUAGAAAGAGACGAGCAGUGCUCUGACCCACGCCGGAGCUCAUUUAGACCUUUCUGCUUUCUCCUCUUGGGAGGAGUUGGCUUCCCUGGGUCUGGACAGAUUGAAGUCUGCCCUUAUGGCCCUGGGCCUGAAAUGUGGAGGGUAAGCAAUAAGCAUGCUCUUCUGUGGCUGGGAGGUCGUCUAUGGACAUACAUUAAACUUGGAAUACUGUAAUAACAGUGUUGUAAUUAGAAUAUUAUAACUGUAACUGGAACAUUGUAUUGUAAUGACAUCAAAUUCCAGCCGUAGACUAGGAGUAUAGAUAGACGGUGUAAUGAUUACUAAUAUCGGACUGGGUGUCUCCGAUGUAAGGUUGCUAAAUGGGUGUAUGUGGCUAAAUGUGUAUGUAACCCCACAGAACCCUGGAGGAGAGAGCUCAGAGGCUGUUUAGCACCAAAGGCAAAUCCCUGGAAUCUCUGGAUCCCUCCCUGUUCGCCAAGAACCCUAAGUCCAAGGGACCCAAGAAGUAUGUCAUUGUCAGUUAAACAUUUGCAUGUUUUAUGUUUUUCUUCACCUGAUAGCAUGUUAUAGCCGUGUUAUUGACCAUUCUAAUCUCUGCAGAGACACAGAGCGUAACAAAGAAGUCGCCUUCCUGGAGUCUCAGAUUUAUGAGUAUGUGGAAAUCCUGGGGGUAAGUAAAAGCUGCCAAGGAUGACUCCUUUUACAUAUUUUCACAAUCGUAUGUAAUGAAUGUCUGUAGUUGUGAGGACGACUUAUGAAAUGGGUCUUUAUAUAAUGGUUUGUUCCGGCCAUGCAAUGGGUGUGUGUUACUCCCGAUAACCACACUAACACCUGUUAACAGUUCCAUCUGAUUGUCUUUGGCACUGUAGGAGCAGAGGCAGCUGACCCAUGAGAACGUGCAGAGGAAGCAGGCCCGGACAGGAGAGGAGAGAGAGGAGGAAGAGGAGGAGCAGCUCAGUGAGAGUGAGAGUGAAGAUGAGGACAACGAGAUCAUCUACAACCCCAAGAACCUGCCUCUCGGCUGGGAUGGAAAGGUAUGGAGGCAGACCUUGACAUCAGACCUAUGUACUAGCUGUGGAACAGCUCUGCAAUAGUAAUGAAAUACAAAUGAUUAUGUGUUAUUAAUAAUAGUGUUUUUUAUUCAGAGUUUAUUGUACAGCGGUUGCAUGCCACCACGCUAACCUUGUUUUAAAUUGUUCUAGCCCAUUCCAUACUGGCUGUAUAAACUCCAUGGCCUGAACAUCAACUAUAACUGUGAGAUCUGUGGAAACUACACGUACAGAGGACCCAAGGCCUUCCAGAGGCACUUUGCAGUAUGUUCAGAUUUCUGUUCAACAUUAUUCGUAUAAUUAUUAUUUGCGUAUUAUUAUUACAAUGUCAUAUAUUCGGUUAUUACAGUGUUAUAUCAAUGUCCUCCUUUUGUUUUGAUAUUUGCAUAAUAAGUUAAACUGCAAAGGAUUCCAGUUUAGAACUGGACUAAUUCUGUUCUCAGAUGAUAAAGAGCAUGUUGGCCAUGGUUAGUUAAUAUUACUGCAAGCUAAUAUUUUGUCGCCUGUUGUCUUCACCCCUCAGGAGUGGCGUCACGCCCAUGGCAUGCGCUGCCUGGGAAUUCCCAACACGGCUCACUUUGCCAACGUCACCCAGAUCGAGGACGCUGUCUCUCGUAAGUAGUUCUGUUACAGCCCUUAUAGAGGCUGAGGCAGAUGACACAAGUGAAAAGAAUGAGUAUUGUUAUUUGGGUUGAAUAGAAUCAUGUUAGAGAAAAAAGUGUUACCAGACCAAUAAAUAUUUUCCGGUGUAGUUGUACAUCCAGAUUGCCCUCGCAAAAAGGUUUCUGACCGCAAGGGUCUUUUCUGGUUAAAUAAAGAAUGAAAAAUGACUGGUCAUUCAGUCCAAGUUCUGGAUAAUAAUCAUGUCUUUUUAACCCAGUGUGGUCAAAGCUGAAGUCACAGAAGGCAUCAGAGCGGUGGCAACCAGAUACAGAGGAGGAGUACGAGGACUCCAGUGGAAACGUGGUCAACAAGAAGACCUAUGAGGACCUGAAGAGACAGGGUCUGCUGUAGAGAGGAAACCGACCAAGACAUGACAUGUAAACCUUUCCGGAACCUUCUGAAGCGCAACGUGAUGCCCAGUGAAAAAAUGUUUUCUUUUACCUUUUCACUUACACUUCAUCUGUUAUCUUUAACUGUAAGCUGUAAUGUUGUUUUUAUUAAUUCCUCCCUUUGACAACCAUUUUGAAAUGAAACAGCCAUUGAUUCUAAUAAUAAAUGAGUACUAUUUGUCACCAUUGUUGUUUCUGAGUUAUUUGUUCUAGUAGAAAGCAAUUGUAAUGUCUUAACGAGUUGCUUAAGGAAUU